AAACGAUUGAGAACUCUGAAUAACACACACUGACACACAAUUUUUUAGUGUAGUUUCAAAAAUGGAGGAAGAUCCAAAAAUGAGUUUUAGUCAGAGUUUAGGAAGAAGCAUAACCAGAGGAAUUAGUAGAGCAUCCGGCAGUUGGCGGAUGGAGGAUGUGUUUGCUACGGGUGGCGGUGCUAGUCACGAUGGCCGAAGUAGUCGUAAUUCGAUGGAAGACGAAGAGGCGUUACGUUGGGCCGCUUUGGAGAAACUGCCUACGUAUAAUCGGUUACGAACGACCAUUUUUAAGUCGUAUGUUCCAGCGGAUCAGCAGCAGAUGGUUGGUGAACAGAUGUUGCUAGAUGUCCGAGAUCUUGAUCCGCAGGCGCGACAAAGUUUUAUUGAUAAGAUUUUUAAAGUUGCGGAAGAGGAUAAUGAGAUUUUUUUAAGGAAGUUUAGAGAUCGGGUUGACAAGGUUGGAAUCUCCCUUCCAACAGUAGAAGUUCGGUUUAAAAAUCUGUCGGUGGAAGCCGAUUGUCACGUCGGAGACAGAGCGCUUCCAACGCUGAUAAAUGCAGCUAGAAAUAUCGUCGAAUCUCUUCUAGCUUCUAUCGGCAUCAGUUUCACAGAGAAAGCAAAACUCCGCAUUCUCAAAGACGCUUCUGGGAUCAUCAAACCCGGAAGGAUGGCGCUUCUUUUGGGGCCACCAUCUUCUGGUAAGACGACGCUUUUGUUGGCUUUGGCGGGAAGGUUAGAUCCCGCGUUAAGAGUUGAUGGAGAGAUUAGUUACAACGGUCAUAAGCUCAAUGAAUUCGAACCUCGAAGGACCGCGGCUUACAUUAGCCAGAUGGAUAUCCAUGCAGGAGAAAUGACAGUUAAAGAAACAUUUGACUUUUCCGCAAGAUGCCAAGGCGUUGGAUCUCGUUUAGAAAUGUUAACUGAGCUUGCAAGAAGAGAAAAAGAAGCAGGGAUCUUUCCGGAAGCCGAAGUUGAUCUUUUCAUGAAGGCAACCGCCAUUGAAGGAGAUCAGAGCAGUUUGAUAACUUACUACACUCUCAGAAUUUUGGGGCUUGAUAUCUGUCGUGACACCUUUGUCGGAGACCAAAUGAGACGAGGAAUCUCUGGAGGACAGAAGAAGCGUGUAACCACAGGAGAAAUGCUUGUCGGACCAGCAAAAACGUUGUUUAUGGACGAAAUAUCAACAGGUCUAGACAGCUCGACAACGUUUCAGAUAGUAAAAUGUAUGCAACAAGUAGCACACCUCACGGACAACACAAUCUUCAUGUCCCUACUACAACCUGCCCCCGAGACGUUCGAUCUUUUUGACGACAUCAUCUUACUAUCCGAGGGCCAGAUCGUGUAUUUGGGCCCACGAGAGAACAUUGUUGAGUUCUUCGAGAGUUGUGGAUUCAAAUGUCCAGAGAGAAAGGGUACCGCUGACUUCUUACAAGAGGUGACAUCUAAAAAGGACCAAGAGCAAUAUUGGGCCGAUAGACACAGAGCAUAUAGAUACAUCCCGGUGAGUGAGUUUAGUCAACGGUUCAAGAGUUUUCACGUAGGAGAGAAGCUGCAACGCGAGUUAUCGGUCCCAUACGACAAGAACCAAAGCCACAAGGCUGCUUUAGUGUAUAAGAAGUACUUGGUACCCAAAAUGGAGCUCCUUAAGGCCUCAUGGGAUAAAGAAGUGCUUCUGAUGAAAAGAAACGCUCCUGUCUACGUUUUCAGAACAAUACAGAUCGUGUUUAUAUCAUUUAUUUGCACGACUUUGUAUCUAAGGACCGAAUUGCACACAAGGAACGAGAUAGACGGAUCCAUUUACGUUGGUGCGCUAUUAUGCAGUAUGCUUAUUAACAUGUUUAACGGGCUUGCUGAUCUGUCGUUCACUGUCAUGAGACUUCCCGUUGUUUACAAACAACGCGACCUCAUGUUCCACCCUCCAUGGGCUUUCACAUUACCGGCUUUCUUGCUUCGAAUUCCCAUGUCUAUGAUCGAAAGUAUUAUGUGGACCGUUCUUCUAUACUGGGGUGUCGAUUUUGCCCCUGAUGCUGGCAGGUUCUUCAAGCAUCUCUUGUUGGUUUUCCUAAUCCAGAACGUGGCAGCGGGACUGUUUAGGCUGAUCGCGGGCGUUUGUAAGACGAUGACUAUUGCUAACACAGGUGGAUCCGUUGUACUUUUACUUAUAUUUUUGUUGGGCGGUUUCAUUCUACCGAAAACGCAAAUUCCAAACUGGUGGGAAUGGGCGUAUUGGCUAUCACCGUUGUCGUACAUCUUCAAAGCCAUCACCAUCAACGAGUUCCUUGACUCUAGGUGGACCACCCAAAAUAGUACCGACAAUUCAACAAACUUAGGCUUCGCCGUGUUAAAGAGUUUGGACGUCCCGACUUCAGAAAGCUCGUACUGGAUUGGUGCUGGUGCUCUUGCUGGUUUUGUAGUUCUUUUCAAUGUUCUAUUCACUGUGUCUCUUAUGUAUUUAGAAGCACCUGGAAAACCACAAGCAAUCAUCUCGAAGGCUGAAGCUGCAGCCAUGGAUGGUCAUGAUAUUGAACUAGACGGUUCAAAGGGACGUAAGGAAAUGCGACAGUUUAGUUCUUCUAUUUCUAAUGCUAAUGGCGCGUCUAAGAAAGGAAUGGUUCUUCCGUUUACUCCACUCGCCAUGUCAUUCGACGAAAUGAAUUAUUCUGUCGAUAUGCCUAGUGAAAUGAGAGAACAAGGUGUGACGGAUAACAGGUUGCAAUUACUUCGUAAUGUAACCGGUGCUUUUCGACCUGGAGUCCUGACCGCAUUGAUGGGAGUUAGUGGUGCUGGAAAAACGACUUUAAUGGACGUCUUAGCGGGAAGAAAGACAGGUGGUUAUAUUGAAGGUGAUAUUAGAAUAUCGGGAUUUCCAAAGAAACAAGAAACGUUCGCUAGAGUUUCUGGAUACUGUGAACAAACCGAUAUCCACUCUCCUACAAUCACCAUCCACGAAUCUUUGAUCUACUCAGCUUUCCUCCGUCUCCCAAAAGAAGUUAGCAAGGAAGACAAAAUGUUGUUUGUGAACGAAGUAAUGGAGCUAGUUGAACUAGAAAACAUCAAGGACGCAAUAGUGGGACUUCCGGGAGUUAGCGGAUUAUCAACAGAACAAAGAAAAAGGCUAACUAUUGCGGUAGAACUUGUUGCUAAUCCUUCUAUUAUUUUCAUGGAUGAACCAACUUCCGGGCUUGAUGCAAGAGCUGCAGCCAUUGUUAUGAGAGCCGUAAGAAACACCGUAGAUACUGGAAGAACCGUUGUUUGCACCAUUCAUCAACCUAGCAUUGAUAUCUUUGAAUCCUUUGAUGAGUUGUUACUAUUGAAAAGAGGGGGUCAAGUAAUCUAUUCCGGUCCCCUCGGGAGAAAUUCUCAACAAAUCAUUGAGUAUUUCGAGGCGGUUGAUGGGGUUCCGAAGAUAACCCCAAAAUACAAUCCGGCAACAUGGAUGUUGGAAGUGAGCUCGGGGGCUGCAGAGAUGAGGCUCGGUAUCGAUUUUGCUGAACAUUUCACUGCAUCAUCUUUGCAUCAGAGGAACAAGGCUUUAGUGAAGGAGUUAAGUGUACCUCCUGCAGAAGCUAAAGAUCUUCACUUUGAUACACAAUAUGCUCAAUCUUCGUGGGGACAAUUCAAGUCAUGUAUAUGGAAAAUGUGGUGGAGUUACUGGCGAAAUCCGGAUUAUAACCUUGUUCGUUUCUGCUUCACCUUGCUUUGUGCAAUAAUGGUCGGGACCGUAUUUUGGAAAAUUGGCAACAAAAAGUCCACCAGUGGUGAUCUGAGCGCAGUCAUUGGCGCCAUGUAUUCUGCUAUAUUUUUUGUCGGUAUUAACAACUCCCAGACCGUGCAGCCCGUUGUUGCAACAGAAAGAACCGUCUUUUAUCGAGAAAGAGCAGCGGGGAUGUACUCUUCAUUACCAUACGCCAUGGCACAGGUGAUUGUGGAGAUACCAUAUGUAUUUACUCAAACGGUAUAUUACUCCGUGAUUGUGUAUUCCAUGGUGUCGUUCGAGUGGACAGCUGCUAAGUUCUUCUGGUCCUUCUUCCUCAACUUCUUUUCGUUUCUAUACUUCACAUACUUUGGAAUGAUGACUGUUUCCGUCACACCAAAUGAGACAAUAGCAGCCAUAUUCGCCGCAGGGUUUUACCUACUUUUCAAUAUCUUUUCAGGGUUUUAUAUCCCACAACCCAAAAUUCCAGGAUGGUGGAUUUGGUAUUACUGGAUCUGCCCAAUGGCGUGGACGGUGUACGGGUGUAUUGUUUCACAAUAUCAUGACGCGAAUAAUGAAAUAUUUGUGCUUGGGCAGACAGGUAACACAACCAUGGCAGCAUUUAUCAAUGACUACUAUGGUUUUGAAUUGGAUUUCAUGGGUCCCGUUGCUGCAGUUCUUGUCGGUUUUUGCGUGUUCUUCGCCUUGCUUUAUGCCUUCUUCCUCAGGACUUUGAACUUCCAAAUGAGAUAAAAUGUAUGUAACUAUAGAAUUUUUUGAUGUUUUGUUAAUUUUGUAAGGUGAUUCUACUUUCUGGUUUGUAUUAUAGUUUUUAUGUAAACAUCUUUUUUUGCAGUUUUUUUUUUCUGAUA
Helianthus annuus (common sunflower) is the source of this 4566-nucleotide messenger RNA. Its product is annotated as ABC transporter G family member 35. Gene Ontology annotation, cellular component: membrane. Gene Ontology annotation, molecular function: ATP binding; ATP hydrolysis activity; ABC-type transporter activity. Lineage: Eukaryota; Viridiplantae; Streptophyta; Magnoliopsida; Asterales; Asteraceae. The record is from RefSeq and is a predicted model, not a curated record. The transcript is spliced from 17 exons. Bases 62 to 4447 code for a protein of 1461 amino acids.